UUAUAAGUUGAGUGAGAUCGCUCAUCCAAGUUGGAGAGUGCGGUUGUUUUCGUUUGAUUUCUGGCAUUAGAAUUCGUAUUUUUUGUGUAUAUUUUUUAUUUUUCCGUUCUAGAGUUCGAUCAGAAGCUUUGGCGAUGAGUUCGCAACUUGGUGGAUCUGUGCCGGUUUCGGAUGAAGCACCCGAAGUAACGCUGCAUGAUUUGGGAACUCUUCGGGGCUCGAUUGGAACGAGUGCAUUCACCGGUCGAAAGAUCUUACAGUUUUUGAGCGUCAAUUAUGGAGAAACUACAGCCGGAGAGCAUCGAUUUAAGCCACCGAGGAAAGCACUGCCCUGGGAAGGAGUUCGUGAUGUUUCAAGAUAUGGGCUACCAUGUCCUCAGUUGAAGUUGAUAUCUAUGUUCAAUGCAAAGCAAUUUGCUCCGGAUAUAGAAGACUGCCUGACGCUCUCGGUUUACACGAACGAUCUUUCAGACAAGAAACCGGUCAUGUUCUUCAUUCACGGUGGUGGUUUCUAUGAGGGCUCCGGUUCGAAUCAAACCCCCGAAUUUCUACUUGAAAAGGAUAUCGUCCUGGUCGUCGUCCAGUACCGUCUGGGUCCACUCGGAUUCCUUUCGACGCAAACCGAAGCCAUUCCCGGCAAUGCCGGAUUGAUGGACAUCCAUCUGGCGCUGGAAUGGGUUCAGGAGAACAUUGCCCACUUCGGAGGAGACGCGGGGAACGUGACUCUGUUCGGGCAGUCGGCUGGAGCAGCUGCCGUUUCGGCAUUGAUGUAUAGUCCCAAGGUGCCGAAGAACUUGUUCCACAAGGUGAUUCUCCAAUCGGGAGGCACCAGUGCCCCUUGGGUGUGGGAUAAGGACCCAGUGAAGCAUGCUAGGGAGAUUGCAACCUUGAUGGGAUGCGAUCCGAAUGCGAAUAACCCCAGCAAGGUCGUAAUGCCGAUAGGAGAAGUGGAACUUUGCAUGCAACAAGCGGAUGUCUGGCACUUGCUACGGUCCUUCAUUGAACAUAAGACUCGUACAACGGCGACCAAAGGACUGGGUGAUGUUGGAGGAAACCGGCUGACGGUGGGAGAUUUUCACGGAUAUCUACCGCAGAAGCCUUGGGAGCAGAUCAAGGCUGGGAAGGUACGCCCGAAUGUUCCGAUGAUGGCAGGAGUGGUUAAACACGAAGGAACGUUUUUGCUGACUACGAUUUACGAUGCAUUGAAAAGCAGAGGACUGUUGGAUGCUCCAAAUUUCGUUAAGUAUAGUUUGCUGGAGACGGUGAACAAAUUUCUGGGAACGGAAGAUCCUAGUGGGUCAUUGAUUGCAUACCAAAUCCGGUCGUUGUUCAGUCAGGAACAACUAGAAAGUGGAAAGUUUGAAAACUUGACCCAUGGAUUAACUGAUCUCGCGGGAUCCAUUCUAGUCAAAUCAGCACUUCUACGAGAAGCACAAGGAAACAGUGCCGUUAACCCAAGAGGAACGUUCCUGUACUCGUUCGAUUAUCGGGGAGAGCAAACCCGUUUUGGAUACGGAGCGGAUACGUCCCACUAUCCCUUUGACGGAGGAGUACACCAUUCGAACGAUUUGCUGUACUUGUUCCCGUAUCCUCCGGGCGAACCGAAAUUGAACGAACGGGAUACUCGAAUGGCUAAGUUGAUGGUGGAUUUGUGGACCAGCUUUGCAGCGACGGGAGUUCCGAAGAGUGAACUGAGUGGCGGUGUGGAAUGGAAGUCGAUGAGUGAUUAUGCCGGUCCAUAUCUACACAUCGAUGAGAAUCCCCGCCUCGGCAACAACUUUUACGAGGAGUUCACCGUAGCCAGUGAUGAAAGUCGUCGCCCAACGCCUCAAACCACGCAUGAAUGAAGAGAUUCAAUCCAGAGCGGUACAUUUUCCCAGGACCUUCGAAGCAAUCCUCUGAUUCUGCAAUCCUAAUUAGCGUGUAAACAAAAUAACACGUUUCACGGUGUUGUUUUCUGUUUCUCUGUACGUUGUAUGAAUGGGCACUUUUUUAUGAAUGGGUGCCAUCAGGGGUGUAAAUCUCCUCGUUUUGCAAUAAAGGAAAUCUAGGUAUGCGUUUGCUGUGUGGGAUUACACAAA
Molecule: messenger RNA, 2081 nt
Organism: Aedes aegypti (yellow fever mosquito)
Lineage: Eukaryota; Metazoa; Arthropoda; Insecta; Diptera; Culicidae
Product: glutactin
Exons: 7
Coding region: 135-1847 (570 amino acids)
Source: RefSeq, a predicted model, not a curated record